AUGAACAAAAUGAUUCUAGUAAUUGCAUUGAUCUCCAUCACUUAUGCUCAAUUAACUUUCAAUGCUAAUAAUAAAUGCACAUGUGGUGAUUUAACAACAUAAUAGGAUUGUGCACAAUCAUCUCCAAUAUGUGUUUGGGACUCAAAAGGUAGUUCAUGUUCAACUGUAUCUUGUUCAAGUAUUGGUGAUCAAACAAGUUGUGCCAAAAAUUUGAAAUGUAUGUGGAAUGGCAAAGGAUGUGUUGAUUUUACACUUUGCAAUUAAUUAACAGGAGUCAACUAAGCAGAAUGCUAUGCAUAAUCAAAUAAUUGUCCAUAAUCUGAUGGUAAGAACUGUGCAAGCAAAGAAGCCUUAAAAUCUUGUUCAUCAUAUUCAAAUUAAACUAGCUGUGAUUUAACAAUUUCUUCUAAUGGAAUUUGCUUUUGGAGUACCAGUGGAUGCUCAGAAAUUACAAGUUGUGGUUAAUUGAAUCCAAAUACUUGUUCAUCAAUUGGAAAUGCAUGUUAAUGGAAUGCAACAAUAAGUAAUUGUACAUAAGCAAGUUGUGCUUAAUUUGGAAAUAAUUAUACUUGCACUUACUUCUAAACCCAACUCAAUAAAUUUGUGUAUUAAUUGUGUUAAUGGAAUUCUGCAAAUAACAAUUGUGUUGCUGCUAGUGACACAUCUUAACUCAACAUAAAUACUUGUUAUAAUUAAACCUUAUAAACAUAUAGAUGGAUAAGUAGUUCAAACAAAUGUGAUGUUUGUGCAGGAAAAAUAAUUUACAUAGUAAUCAUGGCUAUUUUUAUGAUUAUGAUAUGAU
Messenger RNA from Paramecium pentaurelia, 802 nucleotides. Lineage: Eukaryota; Ciliophora; Oligohymenophorea; Peniculida; Parameciidae. The record is from the annotation of a GenBank genome assembly.